Orbilia oligospora ATCC 24927 is the source of this 2106-nucleotide messenger RNA. RefSeq lists its product as uncharacterized. The record is from RefSeq and is a predicted model, not a curated record. The transcript has a single exon. Lineage: Eukaryota; Fungi; Ascomycota; Orbiliomycetes; Orbiliales; Orbiliaceae. The coding region runs from base 1 to 2106 and encodes 701 amino acids.
AUGGUAAACUGGACCUUCACUGCGACCCUUGUCGUCACUACUAUUUUCUCCUUCACCGCGGAGGCGAACCCCCACCGGUACCGCCAUCAUCACCUAAGGCGGGCAACAACUCCAUCUUACACUCUUGUCUACUCUGGUGUCAAAAGGGUCCCAGGCUUUGACGACUGUAUCGACUUCACCAGUCUCGAAAGUUCAGGAACCUACUCCACUGUAGCUAAAGAAUGUGCGAGUACCGCAGAUGUUCCUACUACGGGAGCAAAGUUCUUUGCGGUCUAUCAGACUGAUGACCAAAAGGGGACAAACUUUUGGUGGUGUGGGUGGUGGGAGACUCCGAUUUCAGAUAUGGCUGAUGUGAUCGAGAGUUAUCAGGAGGAUGGAGAUGCGAUUUAUAAAGCCUAUGGGUAUAAUUUUACUCCGUCCGCGAGUUCUUUAGCAUCAUCGUCGAGUGUUAAGGGAUCUACCUCCUCUUCGGCUUCCACCAAGGGUAGUACUUCCACUCCAAUUUCUGUUAAGGGAACGGCUUCGACUUCCACCAAGGUUGCUUCUCCGACUUCAAGUUCGGCCAAGGGCGCCACCUCAACCAGUGUUUCGAGUACUACACCUGUGGUUAAUACUUCUAAGUCUGACUCGACGUCUGCUGUUAAGAAGUCUUCAACGUUGGGGAGUGAUGCUAAGUCCUCAUCUACUUUGAAGACGACAUCUACGUCUUCGACUGUAAAUGCUUCUAUCUCUCCCGCUGGGAGUGCUUCCUCCUCUGCAAACACACCCCCCUUUAGCGUUAGUUCUUUGACAAGUGGAAAUACUGCUUCCUCAACUCAUACUGGAAAGACAAAGUUGAAGACUUCAUCUAGUUCUGCCACUUCAUCUAGUUCUUCCACUUCAUCUAGUUCUUCCACUUCAUCUAGCACUGGAACGGUCUCAGCAACACCGAAUGUGGGAUCUGAUUUACCUACUACUCCCACUACUUUGGCCAAAAAAGCUUCCUCCACGGGAAGUAGCUCAUCUUCAACCGGGAAUACUUCAUCCUCCAUAAAGAAGACUUCUUCUUCUUCUGUAGGAAAGAUCUCUUCGACUACCCCGUCCGCCACUACUACAAGCAAGGUUGGCACACUUUCUUCCGGCUCUCAAGCUCCCAGCAAGUUUUCAACCCAAAUAGCCCCUCCUGGUGUAACGACGGUAACAUACGUCGCCACAGCCACCGGUAUUGCCGGAUUCUCAUUUGUAACAGGCGCCAUAAACGCCGUACCCUCACAGAAUAUCAUAAACUAUUGGAUUUCCGACACCGAUCUAAACGCCAAAUCUCCACAAGUAUCUUGCGCAAACCACUGUUCCUCGGAUAGCUCCUGCAAGUCCUUCGCAGUCUGGGCCCAACAAACCUGGUUUAAUUGUGUAGUUUACUCCGUUGCAACUACCGCUUCGAUCCUAGAAACAAGUAACAUGACAACUCUCGACGACGGUUCCAUUUCCUCAGCAAUAAUCUUCAAUAAAGGAAAGGACACAAACCUAUCACUUAAAUAUUCCUUCGAAAACCCAAAAUGUGGUAUGAAGGGAUACCUAUGGAGCUCAAACGCUUUCCCAGACAGCGGACUAGACGACAUAGAUGACAUAGUCACCUGUGCAAACUACUGUAAAUCUCAAUCAGGCUGUUUGACUUACGAAUGGCAACCGUCAAUCCAGCGCUGCCAGACAUGGAAUAAAGACAUGUUCGCGGCCGGUUACCUAACCUACGACCCCACGUCGACAACGUUCUGGUAUGAUCCCAAAUGCGAUCUAUCCAAGGCUCUUAGCCCAACUUUCAGAAAUACUAGAUUAACUGCCGACCAAAAGACAAAGUACUGUGGAAUGAAGGGGAAUUAUAAUAGUGCGGCGAGUGACAAUACAUACAAGGUUUACAACGUGGCUACUGCAGAUGAGUGCGGGAAGUGGUGUCACGUUUAUCCGGUAUUUAACAGUUAUAGGUGGAGUACGGCUGACGGAUCAUGUAUCUGCCAAGCACCGAGCAUUGGGAUGGCAGUGAUUGCGAAUAGUUCUAGUACGGAUGUGCACUAUUUGAUGGAUUGUUAUUCAAAAAUGUAUUAUUUGUACACCGAUAUGACUGAUUUGUAA